UUUGAGCUGUAUCGUACCUUCCUUUGGUCGUGUUUAUUAAAUUAAUAGUAAAAUUACUUUAAAAUGAAGCUUAAUAGUUUAAAAUCAAAUGGGGUGUAAUAUGUUGUGUCUCAGUAACCAGGAAUAACAGCAGCAGUUCGGUGUGUGUUAUGCGUAUGUGUGUGUUUAAGUAUUGUCACACUUACUUACAGGAACAGUUGGGCGUCAAGUUAAGCUUUAAGAAGCAAUGGACCCGUUAGAGUCCUCAGGUCCUCAUGUGUUAUCAGGCAGUAACCCCAGCGUUGGACAGCUGCUUCUGAUGAUGAGGUGACCUGAGAGCCGCGGUGAUGGAGAACCUUUGGUAUGUGGCUGGGACCAUUUUCCAGCUGUGGAUGUUUGUGGUGGUGUUCUUCAUCAUGCUUCCUGCCAUGUUCGGCCUUUCUCUGGGGGUCACCGAAGUCUACAUCCAGGUUCUGGUCAAAAUACUUGAGUGGGCCACGUUACGCAUCCAGAGGGGCCGGCAGGAGCAGCCCAGCGCCCCAAUGCCUCUGCAUACAGGGAUCAUAGAGCGAGUCGGGGGGUCCAUGGAGGAGGAGAUGUGGCAGCUCCGGUGCUCUCAGCCUGAGGCGGCGGGGGCUUUCUGUUUGAGCGAUGGUGUGUAUUUCUGUAAGAAGGGUCUGGAGAGCAUUGUGGAGGACCAGGUCACGCAGAGAUUUUCCUCAGAGGAGUUGGCUUCCUGGAACCUUCUGACCCGCACCAACCAAAACUUCUACUACAUCAGCCUCCGCCUCACCAUCAUCUGGGGCCUCGGAGUGUUUGUGCGAUACUGCGUCCUCUUACCCUUCAGGAUUGCUCUGGCCUCUACCGGUAUCUCCUGGCUUGUGAUUGGAACAUAUGUGGUUGGAUUUCUGCCUGAGAGCAGUGCAAAGAACUGGCUGAGUGAGCUGGUCCACCUGACCUGCUACAGGAUCUGUGCCAGAGGACUGUCUGCUACCAUCCACUACCACAACAAAAAAAACAGGCCUCAGAAGGGAGGAAUAUGUGUUGCGAACCACACCACCCCCAUCGACGUGGUGAUCCUGGCCAAUGAUGGCUGCUACGCCAUGGUCGGACAGACUCAUGGAGGUCUGCUGGGGAUCCUUCAGAAGUCCAUGGUCAGGUCCUGUCCCCAUGUCUGGUUCGAGAGGUCGGAGAUGAAGGACCGGAACACAGUGACCAGAAGACUGAGACAUCACAUCGCUGCAAAGACCAAACUUCCCAUCCUCAUAUUCCCUGAAGGAACAUGUGUCAACAACACCUCAGUCAUGAUGUUCAAAAAGGGAAGCUUUGAAAUCGGAGGAACCAUUUAUCCAGUAGCUAUUAAGUACGACCGUCGCUUCGGGGAUGCUUUCUGGAACAGCAGCAAAUACAACAUGGUUAGCUACCUGCUGCGCACGAUGACCAGCUGGGCCAUAGUGGUCAAUGUGUGGUACCUCCCUCCCAUGAUCAUACAGGAUGGAGAGGAUGCAGCUCAGUUUGCCAACAGAGUCAAGUCUGUCAUUGCUCAUCAGGGAGGACUGCUGGACCUGGCGUGGGAUGGAGGACUGAAGAGAUGCAAAGUGAAGGAUUCCUUGAGGGAGGAGCAGCAGAAGAUGUACAGCAACAUCAUAGUGGGACAAAACCACGUCAGAACCACAAAAACAUGCAGUGAGACCAGAGAGGAUCAAUAAUGCUGGAUCAAUGAAGAACAUGUGAUCAGCUGUAAGCUUGGAAACUGAUGAAGUAUCAGAUGCUCCAGCUGACUGCUCCAUCGGGGAGGACUGUGUUAAUAUUCCACCAGGCUUUUGUUUUCAUUAAAUGUUUUGUAUGUACUUUGUGUGUGUGUUCGCGUCCGUGCAUGUGUGCAUGCGUGUGUGUGUGUGCAGUAAUGUCCAUCCACCAGCAGGGAGCAGUGUGUGAUAACACAGUCUUUCUGUCUUGCUCCUCCCUGGAUUGGAGGACAUGUCCUGUUUCUCUUACAGACAGUGUCACCACGGUGACAGUGUUCUUUCUGUGAGAAUGUGGGAUGUUAUUUUUAUAGAGAUGUAGUUAUAGAACAGAAAAUAAAAUAAAAACAUUUCUUAUAACAAAUAGAAACUUAAAGAUGCAUCAUUCACUGAAAGAUUCUACAUUCAUUGGUUGAUUCUUUUAAUAUUACAUUUUCAUGCGAACGUCACAUAUUUGACGGUACUUCAGCACUGAUUCCUAUCUGCAGGAAUGUGGAUUGUGGAUUUUUUUUUUUAUGACUUCUUUCCUUUUUCAUGAUUUUCUGUACAAAUUAAAGAGAGUAGUUUUGACUUUCA
Molecule: messenger RNA, 2300 nt
Organism: Poecilia reticulata (guppy)
Lineage: Eukaryota; Metazoa; Chordata; Actinopteri; Cyprinodontiformes; Poeciliidae
Gene: gpat3
Product: glycerol-3-phosphate acyltransferase 3
Biological process (GO): triglyceride biosynthetic process
Cellular component (GO): endoplasmic reticulum
Molecular function (GO): glycerol-3-phosphate O-acyltransferase activity
Source: RefSeq, a predicted model, not a curated record